ACACCAGCUUCUUUUUUCACACACUUUCUUUUUUCUUUCAUUUUUUUUUUCACUGUCACGCGCAUUGCAUUUUGCUCCCUUCGAUUACUUCAACCAACAAAAAUACAACAGAGACUCAAACAUUCCUUCAGCUUCUUCGAUUUCCAUUUUCAGAUAUUCCCUUUGAUUCGUUCAGAUGAGAGAUCCUAAGAACGAUCCUAAACCUGUGAAACCCGCAGCUCAAUCCUCCCCUCUCAUUCUCGACAUCGAUGACUUCAAGGGCGAUUUUUCGUUCGAUGCGUUGUUUGGGAACCUAGUGAAUGAGCAGCUUCCGGCGUUCAGAUUGGAAGAUUUGGAAGCGGAAGAUUCUCUUCCAAAUGGCCAUGUUACCAACAAGUUUGUUGGUUCUCAGCAAGGGGCUUCCAGCCCUCUGUUUCCUGAGGUCGAGAAGCUCUUGUCGUUGUUCAAAGACUCUUGUAAGGAGCUCGUUGAGCUCCGCAAACAGAUUGAUGGGAGACUUCUCAAUCUUAAGAAAGAUGUUGCAGUUCAGGACAAUAAGCAUCGAAAGACACUUACCGAGCUAGAGAAAGGUGUAGAUGGACUGUUCGAGAGCUUUGCGAGGUUGGAUUCGCGUAUUUCAAGUGUAGGCCAGACAGCUGCGAAGAUUGGAGAUCAUCUCCAGAGUGCGGAUUCUCAGCGUGAAACUGCCAGUCAAACAAUUGAGCUAAUCAAAUACUUGAUGGAGUUCAAUAGCAGCCCAGGUGAUCUGAUGGAGCUUUCACCUCUAUUUUCUGACGACAGUCGUGUUGCUGAGGCUGCUUCAAUUGCCCAGAAAUUACGGACAUUUGCUGAGGAAGAUAUUGGUAGACUUUCAUCAGCUGUUGGAAAUGCAGCUGCUAGCAGAGGAUUAGAAGUUGCAGUUGCUAAUUUGCAGGACUAUUGCAAUGAAUUGGAGAAUAGAUUGAUUUCUCGGUUUGAUUCUGCAUCACAGAAAAGAGAAUUGACUACAAUGGCGGAAUGUGCCAAAAUUUUGUCUCAGUUCAAUAGGGGCACAAGUGCGAUGCAACAUUAUGUGGCAACACGUCCGAUGUUUAUUGAUGUGGAAGUAAUGAAUGCAGACACUAGGCUGGUUCUUGGUGACCAGGCUGUACAGGCUAGUCCUAGUGAUGUUGCUUCUGGGCUUUCGUCUUUGUAUAAAGAAAUCACAGAUACCGUUAGAAAAGAGGCAGCAACAAUAACUGCUGUAUUCCCUUCUCCAAGUGAAGUUAUGUCGAUUUUAGUUCAGCGAGUUUUAGAGCAGCGAAUCACAGCUCUUCUGGACAAACUCUUAAUGAAACCGUCUCUUGUGAAUUUACCUUCCAUGGGGGAAGGUGGGCUGCUAUUAUAUCUUAGAAUGCUGGCAGUGGCAUAUGAAAAGACUCGAGAACUUGCGACAGAUCUACGGACUGUGGGAUGUGGUGACUUGGAUGUCGAGGGUCUGACAGAGUCCCUGUUUUCUAGUCACAAAGAUGAAUAUCUUGAAUAUGAGCAGGCAGCUCUUAGACAAUUAUAUAAAGUGAAGAUGGAGGAAUUGCGAGCGGAAGGCCAGAUUUCUGAUUCAUCUGGGUCACUUGGACGCUCAAAAGGAGCAUCAGUGGCUGCUGCUUCAUCUCAGCAACAAAUAUCUGUCACUGUUGUGACAGAGUUUGUCCGUUGGAAUGAAGAAGCCAUAUCAAGAUGCAAUCUCUUCUGUUCCCAGCCUGCCACACUUGCAACCCAUGUUAAAGCCGUGUUUACAUGUUUACUAGAUCAAGUCAGUCAAUAUAUUGCGGAUGGGCUUGAACGAGCUAGAGACAGCCUGACUGAGGCAGCUAAUUUACGGGAAAGAUUUGUGCUGGGUACAAGUGUGAGCCGUAGAGUGGCUGCUGCAGCUGCAUCUGCUGCUGAGGCUGCCGCUGCAGCUGGAGAAAGCAGUUUCAGAUCAUUCAUGGUUGCUGUACAACGUUCUGGAAGCAGUGUAGCUAUUAUUCAACAAUAUUUUGCAAAUUCUAUAUCCCGGCUUCUACUUCCCGUGGAUGGUGCACAUGCUGCUUCUUGUGAAGAAAUGGCAACAGCAAUGUCCAGUGCAGAGGCUGCUGCUUACAAAGGACUACAACAGUGCAUUGAAACUGUCAUGGCCGAGGUGGAGCGAUUACUCUCAGCUGAGCAAAAGGCAACAGACUAUCGAACAUCUGAUGAUAAUCUGGUUCCUGAUCACCGGGCAACCAAUGCCUGCACAAGGGUUGUGGCUUAUCUUUCUCGUGUGCUGGAGUCCGCAUUCACAGCUCUAGAAGGUCUUAACAAGCAAGCAUUCCUGACUGAGUUGGGAAAUCGCUUGCACAAGGUGUUGCUAAACCAUUGGCAAAAGUUUACGUUUAAUCCAAGUGGGGGAUUGCGACUGAAGCGCGACAUCACUGAUUAUGGAGAUUUUGUGCGUAGUUUCAAUGCUCCUUCUGUUGAUGAGAAAUUUGAGUUGUUGGGCAUAAUGGCCAAUGUCUUUAUUGUUGCUCCGGAGAGCCUUGCAAGUUUGUUUGAGGGUACACCUAGCAUUCGCAAGGAUGCACAAAGAUUUGUUCAGCUUAGGGACGAUUACAAGAGUGCUAAACUUGCAGCCAAACUCAGUUCCUUGUGGAAUUAAUGAACAUGGUCUUGUGAUCUUUAAACCCCUCUCGAACAUGGUGGAGUUGAUAUGCCAUGGUUCUGGCAUGAGCUGACCCAAUUACACAGUUUGUUACCAUACGAAAACCUAGGAGGCCAUUUUAAUCGGCGGUUUUAGUAGAGCUUAGUUAUUCCCUCUGGUAUUUGGAGGCAUGACUAGGAAGGAAGACAGUUUGUGUAGUUUUAAUUUUUCUUAUGUCUUUUUUAUUGCAGUGUCCAUUUCUAGUUUUGAAUUGUGUGUGUAAAAUGUUGAUAUUUUAAUUUUCCAUGUAAAUCAAAAUUUUACCGAGUUGUUAGAUUGGUGUAAUUGCUUAGACCGAAAAUAUUGUCAAUACAUUAUCAGAGUGUGUAAAUUAGUUUUAACAAUGCUGAUUUUGGAGUGCAACGUAUUAAUGGUCUCUGCUAAUAGAUGUCUAUUUACUCGUAAAA
This is a messenger RNA of Arachis stenosperma, 3084 nucleotides long. RefSeq names its product exocyst complex component SEC10b. The record is from RefSeq and is a predicted model, not a curated record. The transcript has 24 exons. Gene Ontology annotation, cellular component: exocyst; cytoplasm. Bases 176 to 2635 code for a protein of 819 amino acids. Gene Ontology annotation, biological process: exocytosis; Golgi to plasma membrane transport. Lineage: Eukaryota; Viridiplantae; Streptophyta; Magnoliopsida; Fabales; Fabaceae.